CAGGAGGGCCCCGAUGGCCCCGAUGGAUGCCCCACCACGUGGUACCCUCUGUCGUACCACAGUGAGGCAGGAGGGCCCCGGAUGGAUGCCUCACCACGUGGUACCCUCUGUCAUGUCACAGUGAGGCAGGAGGGCCCCGAAUGGAUGCCCCACCACGUGGUACCCUCUGUCGUGCCACAGUGAGGCAGGAGGGCCCCAGAUGGAUGCCCCACCACGUGGUACCCUCUGUCGUGCCACAGUGAGGCAGGAGGGCCCCGAUGGAUGCUAUCAACUAUGCUCUUAGGCUCUCCAGAUCCUGGGACAAUGAGCUGAAGAAAUUUCUACUCUUCAUAAACGACCUGCUCAGGUGUUUUGCUCUAAGGGUAGACAAUGCAUUUACAUACCCUGACCAAUAUUCCCUCCCAAUAUACUUUCCUCAAACUACUUAGCCCGCCAGUCUGCCUCGGUUGCCUUGGCUAGGAGCUCUUCUCAAGGCCCUGACUGUGUCCAGACAAUGCGUCCUUGCUGAUCUGAUCACUCCCAUGGUUCCUUGUCCAGCACAACUCCUUCUCUUACCAUGGGCAGUGUGAAAGGAGCAAGCACCAGGAACCACCUGACUGGGACCUGGAAAUGCCUCAUGGUCUCCCAGUACCUCAUCUCUUCCAUGCCUCUGUACCGUUGUACCACAUCUCAGAAUCACACCUUCAAGAUCAGGACUCUAGCCAGGACUCCAUCACUGGGGCCACGUUUCCAGACACUGGCAGUUACUUUCCAGAUACUAUCUCCCAUGUGGGAAGAGAAGGUGCAGGUCUCCAGGCAACAUGAGAUGAGAUGCUGGGAACCAAGCAUCAGGAAAGAACUCAGGAAGGAGACAAGACCCAGAUUGGAGGCUUCACCACCAAGGAUUACCCCAGCCUUCCAAGCAUGUCUAGCUACUUACCGAGGGCUUGUCAACCCUUCCUGGUUUCUAGCAGAAUUCCCAGCCUGGGGUGGCACGUCUCUGCUGCUAAGGAGGCAGACUCAGGACUUCAAGUGUGUGUAUGUGUUUGGGUCUUGUUCUCUAGCCCUGGCUAUCCUGGAAUUUGUUCCAUCCUCUAGACUUGGUCUUGUGACAAUCCUCCUGCCUACCAGGUGCUGGGAUACAGAAAUGUGCCACCACCCCCAUUCAGUUGGAAGAAGCUCUUUGUGACCCUUCUUGUCUCUGACGGGGUCAGGUGUCAGGGACGCCUUCAUAGCCAUGUCACCGAAUGGAGGAUGUGGUGAGAUUACCACUGAAUUAUUUAGAGAUCUCCUGCUGAUUUCAAGAAAAGAGAUUCUAGUCUAAAUUAUAUUCAUAAAUUCCAAAUCAUUAUUCGUAAUUUCACACUCAAAGCUUGGGCACUGUGGCUGUUCUCACAAAGCACUCCCCAUGGUGUAUGUGUGAAAUCUGGCCGCUCCUGUUCAUUCUCAGAGGUGUGUGGCCUGAGGUACCAUCUGGGCACUGCAGUGCUUAUGGAGUGAGGGCAAGCUGCCCACCCAAGGCUUUAGAAGUGCCUCUAUAAAAGAAACUUGUGGACGGUAACCUGAAAGUACCACAAGGCCUACAGACUCAUCACCCUCAAGGCGGAGGGCAAAUUUGGAGCAGUUCCUUCUCAUAGCAGAGAGAAGAUGGGAUGGAACUGGGGGUCCCUAAAGAAGGUAAACCAACUCUGGUUCAGCUCUUGACAUCAGCCUCCCAGACAUUGGAGGAGAG
Molecule: messenger RNA, 1711 nt
Organism: Mastomys coucha (southern multimammate mouse)
Lineage: Eukaryota; Metazoa; Chordata; Mammalia; Rodentia; Muridae
Exons: 3
Coding region: 557-1168 (203 amino acids)
Source: RefSeq, a predicted model, not a curated record